This is a messenger RNA of Penicillium angulare, 537 nucleotides long. RefSeq names its product WW domain-containing protein. The transcript has 2 exons. The record is from RefSeq and is a predicted model, not a curated record. Gene Ontology annotation, molecular function: protein binding. Lineage: Eukaryota; Fungi; Ascomycota; Eurotiomycetes; Eurotiales; Aspergillaceae. The coding region runs from base 1 to 537 and encodes 178 amino acids.
AUGGGCUUCUUUCACAGAAAAGAACGACAAAGCCAAAGCCAUGUUAUUGGCUGCAAUGCUGACUUCGACCCCCUUCAACAACGUACCCAUGCUUAUCAGACCUAUAAACCGACUCCUGUCUACGGAUCCCAAGGCCCUUCAAACCCACCUCAGGAAGGCGGCCCUUCUCCGUGGGUUUCCCGAUGGGACCCUAACAGCCAGAGAUACUACUACGUGAACUGCCAAACCGGCGAGCGUACCUGGAACACCCCAGAUAUCGCACAAGUAUCACCAAUGACCUCAGCUGUUGCAGCUCCAAUGGCCACAACCUCCAAUGCACCGACGGCAUAUGAUCAGACGAAUUCUAUGGAUUCUAUAGGGCAAAAUCCAGGCAUUGGAGAUGUUGUUGGUAUGGGAGCAGGAGUUGUAGAUAGUUUCUCUGGGCUUGUCGAUACAACAGAGGGUCUUGUGGGGGACGAUGAUAAGGAUGGCGAUAACUCUGAGUCUGAUUCCGAUGAUGGGUUGUGGGCCAAGGUUAAAAAGUUGGACACUUUGUAA